This is a messenger RNA of Dipodomys ordii (Ord's kangaroo rat), 2703 nucleotides long. RefSeq names its product WSC domain containing 1 (gene Wscd1). Gene Ontology annotation, molecular function: sulfotransferase activity. The transcript has 9 exons. Bases 355 to 2076 code for a protein of 573 amino acids. NCBI's taxonomy places the organism in Eukaryota, Metazoa, Chordata, Mammalia, Rodentia, Heteromyidae. The record is from RefSeq and is a predicted model, not a curated record.
CCGGACACUGCGGGGCUGCGGGCUCAGCCCCGGGACGCAGGGAGCGCAGGUGCGGGCACCCCCCGCCGGCCGCGAUCUCGGGGUUUCCACACUGAGCAGUGAGGCUGGCCAGAACACAGGGAUGAGGAAGAUGGUGACCCCCAGGUGGAAUCAGCGGUGGCACAUAGGGCCCACAGCCACCGCUGGGAGGAGGUGAUGGAUGGCACCUUGUGAACACCCACGUGCUCAAUAGCUCAAGAGACCUGGCAGGACCCAGGAUUCAAGGAUGACAACUCCCCAGACCCUGGCCUCUGUCCUGCCCAGGCGCUAGGAGCAGUCCCUGAGCUCCAGCCAGGAGCCCUGCUGCCCAGGGGCAUGGCCAAACCUUUCUUCCGACUCCAGAAGUUUCUCCGCAGAACACAAUUCUUGCUGCUCUUUCUCACAGCUGCCUAUCUGAUGGCUGGCAGCCUGCUGCUCCUGCAGCGGGCCCGAGUGGCCACUUCGCAGGGUCCCCGGGUCCCGGGAGCCCCCCAGGCCUUGCCGGUGGCCACGGUGGCCCUGGGUGUGGACCUGUUGGGUAGUAGGGCCCUGCAGGACCCUCGUGGGAGCCCGGACCUGCUGCUUGGCGUGGAUGUCCUGCAGAGUCCACUGCUCCGGAGGCCACCACCAGGACUCCGCUGGCCCCGGAGAAAUCGCAGCUCACCCCACCGCCGCUGGUUCCACCACUUCACCAGUGACCUCCAGGCACCGCCCACCCUGGCCCCGGAGACCCCUGGGCCUGCUGCCCGCAGCCGAGGCACCUACCUGGGCUGCUUCAGUGAUGAGGGCCAGGAGAGGACUCUGAAGGGGGCCGUGUUUUACGACUUGAGAAAGAUGACUGUGUCCCACUGCCAGGAUGCAUGUGCUGAGCGGUCCUACAUCUACGCAGGUUUGGAGGCCGGUGCAGAGUGCUACUGUGGGAACCGACUGCCUGCCACGCGUGCCGGCCUGCAGGAGUGCAACCAGGAGUGCAAAGGGGAGAAGGGCACAGCGUGUGGUGCCAGCGAUCGGCUCUCCGUCUACCGUGUGGACAUGCUGCAGCCCAGCUCCAGGAAGCGGCAGACUGCCACCUACCGAGGGUGUUUCCGACUGCCAGAGAACAGCACCAACGCCUUCUCAACUGCCCUGAUCCAGGCCAACAUGACGGUGGAGACAUGCUCAGAAUUUUGCUCCCAGAAAGAAUUCCCCCUGGCCGUGCUCCGGGGCUGGGAGUGUUACUGUGCCUACCCCACCACCCAGUUCAGCCUACACGAUGCGGUGGACAGCUCCCUGUGUGGCCAGGCCCCUGAGGCUCAGAGGCUGGAGGGCUACUGUGACGUCUACCAGACGCCUGUGCAAGAUACCCGGUGCACAGACAGGAGGUUCCUGCCCCACAAAUCCCAGGUGUUUGUGGCCUUGUCCAGCUUCCCAGGAGCUGGGAACACAUGGGCCAGGCACCUCAUUGAGCACGCCACUGGCUUCUACACCGGGAGCUACUACUUCGAUGGAACGCUCUACAACAAAGGUUUCAAAGGUGAGAAAGAUCACUGGCGGAGCCGGCGCACGAUCUGUGUGAAAACCCACGAGAGCGGCCGGAGGGAGAUUGAGAUGUUCGACUCGGCCAUCCUGCUUAUCCGGAACCCCUACAGGUCCCUGGUGGCUGAAUUCAACAGGAAGUGUGCAGGCCACCUGGGCUAUGCACCUGACCACAACUGGAAGAGCAAAGAAUGGCCCGACUUCGUGAACACCUAUGCCUCGUGGUGGUCCUCCCACGUCCUGGAGUGGCUCAAGUAUGGGAAGCGGUUACUGGUGGUUCACUACGAGGAGCUGCGGCGUAGCCUGGUGCCCACGCUGCGCGACAUGGUGGCCUUCCUCAAUGUCUCCGUAAGCGAGGAGCGGCUGCUCUGUGUGGAAAACAACAAGGAGGGCAGCUUCCGGCGGCGCGGCCGGCGCCCGCAGGACCCUGAGCCCUUCACCCCCGAGAUGAAGGACUUGAUCGACGGCUAUAUCCGGACGGUGGACCAGGCCCUGCGCGACUACAACUGGACUGGGCUGCCCCAGGAAUACGUGCCCAGAUGAUGGCGCCUGGCCCGGGCCACCUGACCCUGCUGAAAUCACAGUCACACCCCGGGGCUGCCCCUGAUCCAUGCCCUGGGACCUUGUGGCUGCUUGUGCACAGUGUGCAAGGGGGAGAGCACGCUCACUCACGCGCUGCCUCCAGUGCAGGGAGACCUGGACGCCAAGCCUGUCUAGACAGAAACACGCCACAGGACAGAUGGACGUGCAUUCCUAGCCAGACACUCACACGCUCUCAAACACACUUAGGUAUCACCCACACUCACAGUGCCCGUGUCCACGUGCCUAAGGCAUCCACUCAGGGUGUGCCAGACACACUGAGCUUUGCACAGAUGCACACACCACACUGGAGCCUGCUGCUCUGUGCUCCCAGAGUCUUCUCGUCUUUCUCGCACAUGUGUGUCCACACUAGCCCUGGGCUGUGCAAACAGUGUCCAGCCACAGCACAGACUUGCUCGCCAGGGAACUUGACUUUAGAAUGUUGGGGAGGGGCUGGCAUUUGUACUCUGAAGCAGUGAGGACCGUGGGGAUGGAGGUGGGCUCACUCACUGUUGCCAUUUUGCCAUGUGGCCUGACCACAGGUAUGACAUCCCAUAAAUGUGUGUGCUGGGGACUCCCAGACACUACAAA